AUGCCUCCCCCGGUAGAGGAUCUGUCUGACGAGGAGUCUGGUGACAUUCCUUUCAGAGAUGCCCCAGAGGAGGCACCCAAUGCCGAUAAAGAAGCCGAGGAAGAAGAAGAGGAGGAGGAGGAGGAAGAUAAUGAUGAAGAAGACGAUGGAGUCUACAUAGUUGAAAAGAUCGUUCAACAUAGCUGGCUGGAUGAUGGCACUCUCAAGUUACAAGUGAAGUGGAAAGGAUAUGAAGAUCCUAAUGACCUCACAUGGGAAGAUGAGGAAGGUCUAAUGGAGGGAGCUGGUGACAUUGUCAAUGCAUACUACAAAACGACGGGAGGUCGACCGGAGCUGCCCACACAGAAGCAGAAGUCCAAGCCAGGCCGCAAGCGCAAGUCUAUGGGCGAUUCAAAGUCAAAGACAGCCACUCCUACCCCAACUCCAGCCGCUGAGACCAAGAGACGACGAAAGUCUACGCCCAAACAGACCGAUACAACAAAGCAAGAGCCUACCUCGUCCGAAGAAAAUGGCGCUGGAUGGUUGCCCAAGGGCAAGAACUGGGAUAAUGAAAUCGAGAAGGUGGAAACCAUUUUCAAAAGCAAUGAAGGAACUCUCCUCGCAUGUCUCGAGUUCAUCAAUGGAAAGAAGGCUACAGUGGAAAUUCCGGUUUGCUAUGAGAAAUGUCCUCUAAAGAUGCUCAAAUUUUACGAAUCGCACCUCGUCUUCAAGAAUGAGAAUGAGGAUUGA
Penicillium soppii is the source of this 729-nucleotide messenger RNA. RefSeq names its product chromo domain-containing protein. The transcript is spliced from 7 exons. The record is from RefSeq and is a predicted model, not a curated record. Bases 1 to 729 code for a protein of 242 amino acids. Lineage: Eukaryota; Fungi; Ascomycota; Eurotiomycetes; Eurotiales; Aspergillaceae. Gene Ontology annotation, cellular component: nucleus; pericentric heterochromatin. Gene Ontology annotation, molecular function: chromatin binding. Gene Ontology annotation, biological process: negative regulation of transcription by RNA polymerase II; chromatin organization.